Daphnia pulicaria is the source of this 464-nucleotide messenger RNA. Its product is annotated as small integral membrane protein 8-like. The coding region runs from base 111 to 383 and encodes 90 amino acids. The record is from RefSeq and is a predicted model, not a curated record. The transcript has 3 exons. NCBI's taxonomy places the organism in Eukaryota, Metazoa, Arthropoda, Branchiopoda, Diplostraca, Daphniidae.
UGGUUAUUCUUUUCAGAAGUUGUAAACAUCAAGUAAACACUAAGUUGAGUAAUUUAGAUUGAACUAAAUGAUUAUGAUUUAGUUAAUUGAUUCCAUAAUAAGACAUAGCAAUGGAUAAUGAAAAGAAACCGUCAGCCGCAAUUCCUAGAGUAGCUGGAGAUGGUUUGCGUUCUGUGAAAACUACAGGAGUAUUUAGAGCGCUCAAUUUUGAACUCUAUGUGAAACCAAACAAAGUCAUCAUGGCGCUAGGUCUAUUAGCUAUAGCUGGUUGCACUGGAUAUUUGACAUAUAUGAAGACAAAAUAUGAAAACAUGGGUUACUAUGUUGCUGUCCGAGAAGAUGGAUCCAAACAGCUGCAUACAAAAAAGUCAAGAUGGGACUAGAUGAAAUUUCUGUACUGUGUAGCAGACGAAAUAAGCUAAGUUGAUAAUUUAAGUAAUAAAUAAAUUUGAUAAUUCCUCAGA